UUUAUUGACUUUCUAUUGUUUAUUAUUUUAAUUUCACAAUUAAUUCAGUUGAUUGUUAUUUUCUCUGUCUCUCUCCUUCAUUGUCUACGUUUGUUUCUCCCUUUAUCGCUUUAAUUAGAUUCAUUUUCCUCUAUUGACUCAGUCACCGUUUCCUCUUUCACUAUUCCCAUUUUCAAGUCAACUCGGACUGCCCUUUCCUCUGCUAAAAGGGCAAUUAAACACAUUCCUAGGAUAAUUAAUCGGGCAUCUUUACACUUAUUCGAAAUGGCUUCAGGCUCUAAACCGGUUGUAAUUGAUUCCAGAGAUGGUAAACACACCGCAACGAUUAUAUUUCUUCAUGGUCUUGGUGAUACAGGUCAUGGUUGGGCUGAUUCUCUCUCAGCAAUACAACCUUCUUACUGUAAAUUAAUCUGUCCCACUGCUCCUGUUCAACCGGUUACUCUAAAUGCUGGUAUGAUUAUGCCCUCUUGGUUUGACCUGAUGACCCUUACCCAUGAUGGACCUGAAGAUGGAGAAGGUAUUUUGAAGGCUUCCGCAUCCAUUAUGAAAAUUAUUGAAGAGGAACAAAGUAAACACAAUAUACCCUCAAAUCGUAUUCUUCUUGGUGGAUUUUCUCAAGGCGGUGCACUUUCCCUUCACACUGGACUUCGUUAUUCUCAACCUUUGGCCGGUAUUCUGGCCUUGAGUUGCUGGCUACCUCUUCAUAAAGAAUAUCCUAAUGCAUUUGUUCAGGGUAACAAGGAAGUUCCAAUUCUUCAAUGUCAUGGAGAUUCUGAUCCAUUGGUACCCAAAAUGUGGGGCAACAUAACUGCCGACAUAUUGAAAGAAAUGCUUAAAACAACAGAGUUUAAAGUCUAUCGAAACAUGGGACAUACAUCUUGUAAUGAGGAAAUGAGAGAUGCUGCUGAAUUCAUCAAAAAGUGUUUACCACCAGUUUAGAAGAAGAGAAAAUAUCAAUUAUUAUUUCCAUGAAACUCUAACCCUUUUUGGAUUAAAAUUCAUGAUGGAACUGAAAAACUGAGAAACGAAUAAUGUUCAACUAAUUUUUCCAUCAUCAGUUUUCAGUAUUCAAUCAUCAACUUCUCCAUUAUCAACAUUAUCAAUGUUUCUUUUACCCGAUUCUACACAAACGUUUAACUCUACACAAACUUAAUGAAUGUUUAUCAAUCAAAAUUGAGAACAAAAAAUAAGAGUUAAUUGCUGGUCUUUUCUGUUGAAACAAUAAUCUAAAAAUCUUAACUGCUCACUAAAUCUUCACGUUAAUCAUCACAAUCACGAUCUAAAUGUUUAUCUUAUAUAACCCAAAUUCACCGAUUCCUGGAAACACUGAUUAGUAUUCAGACUUGAGAAAAUAAUUACAAGAGGAUAAUCAAAUCAUAGAAACAAAUUUUCCUUUUUGUUCCAAUCAAUCUUACUAAACAUAAUUUUCCACUGUCACUACAAUCAAAUCAGAUUAUAAUCAAUAAUCAAAGGUUGAUAAAAAAAAUCCCAUUAAUUGUAAAAUCCAAUUGUAACCAAGUCUUCACUCUUAAAAGAUAUUAUCUUCUUCCUCCUUAUGAUAAACAAAAUGAAAAUAAUCAAAUAUUUUUGGUCUUGUUAAACAUAUCAAAUAAUAUAAUAUAUUAUACACAAUACAAA
Messenger RNA from Panonychus citri (citrus red mite), 1638 nucleotides. It is a transcript of the gene Apt1, whose product is annotated as acyl-protein thioesterase 1-like. Gene Ontology annotation, cellular component: cytoplasm. Gene Ontology annotation, molecular function: carboxylic ester hydrolase activity; palmitoyl-(protein) hydrolase activity. The transcript is spliced from 3 exons. NCBI's taxonomy places the organism in Eukaryota, Metazoa, Arthropoda, Arachnida, Trombidiformes, Tetranychidae. The record is from RefSeq and is a predicted model, not a curated record. Gene Ontology annotation, biological process: protein depalmitoylation. The coding region runs from base 265 to 939 and encodes 224 amino acids.